AUGCGUCGCGCCUUAGAAGACCUCAGCGACCCAGAUCGCAACCUGGCCGAGUCGACAGGCCAACUUCCCGAUAUGCCCCAAAACAUCGACCUAGACCUCAUCACCGAAGAAUCCAACGAUGCGCGUAUACACACCCCUCCACCCCGCAUCGCAGCACGUUUUUACCGUCCUACAAACAACCGUCGCAAAUCUUCCGCCGCCUCCUCUCGCCGCAACUCUAUAUCCUCGGUACAUUCACACCAGUCGCAUGCCUCCAGAGGUCCAGAUCUAGAUGGCAGCCCUCAGAGUAAUUAUAUCGCUCAGCACCUGCGACGUGCGUCGAUCUUGGAGGAUCGAAAGGCCCGGCUGGCAGACAGGGCAGCACAUGCAGAGAAAGUCAGGCUCAGAGCAGCCCUGGCCAAGGCAGCGCCCCGCAGCGUUAUAAAUAGCGAGGAGAGGGCAUUAGCUGCGCAACAUGCAAGAGAGAAGAACCUUGCGGAGAUUGUGGCUAGUUGUGCCGAGGAGGUGAGGAGGGCAAAGGGUGUUGCUGAGAGCAUGAAGGAGAAGAGGGAGGCUGAUGGCAAGCGAGUGAGAAAGGAGAUGGAAGACAAGCUUGCCGAAGCAGAAAGGAGGAGGGAGGAAAUCCUUAAUAGGGGGGGAAAUACAAAGAGAGGACGCUCAGCGAGCCAGCGUAGGAAGAGCUCUUCUCCUCUGCCAAAAAUCCGGGAACAAAUCAGUGAAGCUACGGCUGCUUCCAGGAUUCAGCAAAAAUGGAGAGCCCAUCGCAGAUGGAAGGCUCUCAAGGAUUUCUCGGACUUGGGUCUUACAAUUGAUGGUGUACGGGAGACGUCUUUUGAGAAGGUCGUCGAUUUACUGGCAGAUGAAAAAGUCGUAGUGGGCACUGCUCGGGUGCUGAGAAUCUGUGGGUUGGAGGAAGGAGAGAGCGGGUCCGUCAACGAAAUGACUGCAGUUCGAACCUUCCUGAGUGCAUUCCUUAUUCUAGGACACCCAACUCAGGUGCUUAGCGGUAAAGGUGAAAAAGGAGAGGCAGGGCAGGUGCAGGUGGGAGUAUUGCCAAUGCGGAGAGAUGAUCUAGCUAAUCCCCAGCUGCAGGAUCUUGUUGCUAAAGCUCGGGAUUUGUUAAUCUCUUUCGAGAAUGUUUUAUCGCGACUAACACCUACGAACAACUAUACUCCCCCGCCUGCUCAGUUCUCAAAUUUGUCAGACGUCUAUGCCACUUUCUUCAACGCAUUUAUUGCUUGGAAGGCGCGGGACUCGAGCACACUUAUCGAUAUGAUGGUCCUGCAAUUUGUAGAACUUGAUUUGAUAUGGCAGACUGUGAAAGAUAGCACUGAAGAAGCUGUCACUGAUUCUUAUCGAGACGGCAUUCGAGAAAAUCAACUCAAGUUGAUGGUUAGGAUCAAGAAACUGGCUGGUCCCGACAGAGGAAAGAAGUUGAUCACGAAAGCUAUAAGGGAAGCGCGUGCCGCACGUGCUAUAAAACAACCCGAAGGAGAUUCUCGACCACGCGCCGCAGAGUCAGUCACCUCUGAGACUCCAGCUAUUGCAGAUUUAUCUGCGUCCGAGAAGUCGGUGGCUACUCAUUUGCAAACGCUGACCCCACCGUCGACACCCCGCAAACGUGAGCCUCCGAGAUCUGAGGUUGAUGCCCUAAGAAGUGCGACUACGAUUCUCCCUGACAAUCGAAUCAUCGCUCAUGAAAUCGCUAUCAACCGAGAAUAUCGCAUCGGAGAAGAUGCUCUCGAAUACAGGGACUCGUUGAUGAGUGCCGUCUUUGACGUUAUGCGUCGAGAUAUCGCUCAAGGGAACAGCGAACCAUGGGUUCUUGCGAUGGCUGAGAACAUCAAGGGAAAGCUUCUGAAUCUCCUGAAGCAGGGCAAUUCGAUGCACACUCUCAUCAGCGAAGCUCUCGAUAACGACGUUGUAGCUCGUGAACUUCAAAGUGGCUCUUUCUCUUAUGAGAAGUUUUUCUCAUUCAUGGCAACUAUCAUUCCUCGCCUCUGCGCUCCUUUCCGUGACGAAGAAAUGAAGGAGCUGGUUGAAAACAAGAUGCAGAGCGGUGAUGUGGUUGAUCGCCUGCAGAGCCUGAUGCACGCCACGGAUCUCAUGCAAAUUGAUUAUGCGAACUUUAUGUUGCAAGCUGCCGCACCAGAACUUAUCAAGCACGCAGCUGCAUACGAGACAACACGCUUCGCAGAGAUAAUGGAUGAGACUUCAAAUAAUCUCUCAGCAACUCAGCAAGCAUGGGAAGAAGCCAGGGCUAAGGUUUAUGCCGAGGCGGCCAGACGAGAUCCGCAGCUAGCGAGGAGCCGACCGAUGCCUGAUAAGAUAUAUUCUCACAUGCUGGUCGACGUCUUUACCAACCUCGACCCCUCAGUACCUACCCCUGAAACACUUCAGGUAGAUAGCAAACGCAUCCAGUCUACUCGCGGCGACAUUCUUCGCAUCAUUACUACAGGUGCGAUUCUUCUUCAGUGUAAGAACAUGUUGAAGCGAGAUGUUCGCAGCCAGUGGAAGACCGAAGCAACACGUAUCCUUUCGGUGCUGGAAAACGCCAAGAGUGUCGAGAGCGCAAGUCAAGGCAUUCAAGCAGCAUUGGAAUCCUCUCGCAGCAUGCCAGCUGCUACGAAGAACCACAUUCGUGAACUAGUUACAAGGAUCGUGGGAAUCUCUGCCUCUAUUUCAGGCCCUCCCUCCGAUUCGACCACGUCAUCUUCAGAGCUCAGAGACCCGGUUAUGCGUCUGUUGAUGACCAGAUUGAAGGGACACAUCCAUACACGCCUGACGGCCAGAACAGAGAGAGAGAAAGUCAAGAGCGCCAGUACUGCUAGUGAAAGUCUUGCUACACUUGGACUACCUGAGUUUGUGCAAAAGGUUGGCGCUAUCGUGGAAGAGAUGGGCAAAGUGGGUGCAUUGGAUAGAGAAGCCCACGGACUGUGGUAUGAGCUCGUUGCCAAGAAGGCUGAAGAUGCAGAGACGGAAGUUGCUUCUUGA
Messenger RNA from Lachnellula hyalina, 2994 nucleotides. It is a transcript of the gene TCP11L2, whose product is annotated as T-complex protein 11-like protein. Bases 1 to 2994 code for a protein of 997 amino acids. Lineage: Eukaryota; Fungi; Ascomycota; Leotiomycetes; Helotiales; Lachnaceae. The transcript has a single exon. The record is from RefSeq and is a predicted model, not a curated record.